Sphaerulina musiva SO2202 is the source of this 969-nucleotide messenger RNA. Its product is annotated as Metallo-hydrolase/oxidoreductase. The transcript has a single exon. Lineage: Eukaryota; Fungi; Ascomycota; Dothideomycetes; Mycosphaerellales; Mycosphaerellaceae. The record is from RefSeq and is a predicted model, not a curated record. The coding region runs from base 1 to 969 and encodes 322 amino acids.
AUGUCGGACAUCUUUCCAUCACCACUGCCCCCUGCACGGCCAAACCAGAACUACGUGACCGUCUCGCCCAUAGCAGGAGGCUUCAUCACGUUGCCUGACAGCCGCUUCGUGCAACCAGCCGAUCCGGAGGCAAAACGAACAGUCCCUUCUCUGACCUUUCUGAUCACUCAUCCCCAGCCUCCGCUUUCGUCCCCGUAUCAUUCCCAAGAUGGCAAGCCUGUCUACCUCAUGUUCGAUCUGGGGCUGCGAAAAGCCCCGAGCAGAUAUCCGGAAGUUCUCCAAAAACACAUCGAUAGUCGAGCACCUUUCGACCUCUCACCUGGCGUGGCAGCUCAACUACAAGCCGGCGGUCUCUCUCCCGAAGACAUUGAUGGUAUCAUCCUCAGCCAUGUUCACUACGACCACCACGGAGAUCCCGAGGACUUUCCCCAAGCGCGGUUUAUCAUCGGACAUGGAGCUGCCGAUGUCUUGCAGCAUGGCAUUACUAUUGGAGGUGUAGCAGCAAGUCAUCAGCAUUUCGUUCCUGAUACGCUGCCUGCAGAUCGCACAUGUGAGCUUCCUGCGACUUCAGAUAGAAGAAGAAGAAGAGAUACAUGGCAAUCCAUGGGACCAUUGUUGCCCGCUGCAUAUGAUUUCUUCCACGACGGUUCGGUGUAUGUGAUUGAUGCACCGGGACAUUUGCCUGGGCAUGUCAAUCUACUGUGUCGGACGCGAGAUCGAUGGAUCAUGCUCUGUGGCGACGCUUUUCAUGAUCGACGACUGCUCCGUGGCGAGAAGGCGAUCGGGACGUGGGAGAGUGCAGAAGGUGAGACCAUGUGUAUCCAUGUCGAUCGGGACCAGGCCGCGGAGACAAUCAGACGGUUGGGGGACUUUGACCAAGCGACUGGCGAUGAGUGUGAGUUGAUUGCUGCUCACGAUGAAGUUUGGUGGGAGAAGAACAAACACAGGCAGUUCCCAGGGACGAUAUAA